Messenger RNA from Mugil cephalus (flathead mullet), 1812 nucleotides. It is a transcript of the gene fam113, whose product is annotated as family with sequence similarity 113. The record is from RefSeq and is a predicted model, not a curated record. The transcript is spliced from 9 exons. NCBI's taxonomy places the organism in Eukaryota, Metazoa, Chordata, Actinopteri, Mugiliformes, Mugilidae. The coding region runs from base 332 to 1537 and encodes 401 amino acids.
CAAUUGUUCAAUAUAAGCUUUAAAAAAUGACUUUUUUUAUACAUAUAUAUAGUGCAGUUGAGGUCAGUGAAGUCGUUAUAAUGUUGACGCCGAGAAUCAUAGCUGAAAUGAGAAUUAUCCGACGGUCAGUAAAAGCAUCUCAGAAUUAGCGACACCUGUGUUUUUGGAUUAACGGCAGAUUCGAGAAAUUUCCCCAAAGCAACUCCGUUUCUAUGGUUUUUUAAAUUAAAAACAAAAACAAGUAAAGAAUAAAACCGUAGGUCGGCGUUUGCUUUUUUUAAAAGGGCUAGCUAGUUAGCCGCAAAGUUACUUGCCAUCGUUAAAUUCAACAAUGAAGGAAACCAUGAAGUGCGUGAGCCAUAAACAGGCCAGCCAGCUCCUGCACAACAAGUUCAUAGUGGUGUUGGGAGACUCCAUUCAUCGCGCCAUUUAUAAGGACCUUGUUCUGCUGAUUCAGCAGGACAAAUACCUCUCCAUGAAACAACUAAAAACCAAGGGUGAGAUCAGCUUUGAACAGGACUGCCUGGUGGAAGGGGGUUGUCUGGACCACAUGCACAAUGGGACGGAGUACAGAGAGGUUCGCCAGUUUCAGUCCAGCCACCACCUUGUUCGCUUUUACUUCGUCACACGCAUCUACUCUCGCUACAUGCGGAGCGUCAUAGCAGACUUGCGCCGCGGCUUGAAGCCGGAUGCGGUCAUCGUCAACUCCUGCGUUUGGGAUAUUUCAAGGUACAAUUCCAAAUGGCUUCACAGCUACAAGGAAAACCUGCACGAGUUCUUUGAUGACCUGAAAACUGUUCUGCCGGAGGAAACGCUGGUUAUAUGGAACCUCACCAUGCCCUUAGCGGAGAACAUCAAAGGCGGCUUCCUGGUGCCUGAGAUAGAGCACAAGGCUCCUCAGCUGAGAUACGACGUGAUCGAAGCCAACUUCUACAGCGGCACCCUGGCCGACGCCUACGGCAUGGACGUGUUGGACCUGCACUUCCUGUUCCGCUUCUCUCUGCACCACCGCACGAAGGACGGAGUCCACUGGAACGCCAUCGCCCACCGCAUGAUAUCCUCUCUGCUGCUACAGCACGCUGCACAGGCCUGGGGCGUGAUCCUGACCCGUCCCACCGCCAUCGAGUACACUGGGGUUAAUACUGUUCACCUGCCAGCGCGCAACACUGGUCCAGAACUAGCAAACUGGCACCCGACGCUGAAUUCUUAUGACGGCAACAGGGAGGAGUUCUCCAGCGAUCAGCUGCCCUCCGACUACUUGAGCUUUGAGGAAAGCCACCCAGAGCCGAGGAGGAGUCGCCGUAGGGCCCCUCGGCCGUACAGACCGCCCUCCCCACCACGGCCUCUCCUGCCGGACUACGGGCGUCCAUACGAGCACCACAGACACGAUUAUGACUACAGGCCUCCCCAGUACUACAGCCCCUACAGAGAGCACCACCAUCAGUACGUGAUGAGGAGCCGACACGUCAGACACCACUACGCUCCGUACCCCCAUCACAGGCCUAUUCACCACGGCUACCACAAUUACUACUACUGAGGCAAGAGUUUUUACACAGCUGCAGAAAUGGUCCCAUUCUCACGCUGUUUAGAUGGACUUUUAUCCAAGUGUGUUCAUGACAACUGUUGGGAAGCAGUUUUCAUACAUAUAUAUAUGAUAGUUUACUUGUUUGAAUACUCAACUUUGCAGUUUUCUUUGCAUUAACCAAACAUUUUUAAUACAUUUUUCAAUUCAAAGUAUUUUAACUCUGCACUUAUUGGUCGGGUUCUAUUAAAGUUUCUGUGAAGCAUUCGAUUAAAGUUGAUACAAAUACA